This is a messenger RNA of Mauremys reevesii (Reeves's turtle), 3471 nucleotides long. It is a transcript of the gene PRR5L, whose product is annotated as proline rich 5 like. Gene Ontology annotation, biological process: TORC2 signaling. Gene Ontology annotation, cellular component: TORC2 complex. Lineage: Eukaryota; Metazoa; Chordata; Testudines; Geoemydidae. The coding region runs from base 936 to 2036 and encodes 366 amino acids. The record is from RefSeq and is a predicted model, not a curated record. The transcript is spliced from 9 exons.
UUCCCCCUUGUGGCUUGCUGUGCUUAUCUAAACUCCCACCGACCGGAGGCUGGAUGCAAUUUCAGCACAUUGCUGCCAGUUAAAUGCAGCAUUUCGAAAAUGUUUGUAUUUAGCAACAGAAAGCCAGUGACCAGCUCCUUGGCAGUCCAGGCAGGCGCUGUUUAGGGUGAGCUUUAACUGUGCAGACUCACACAUCCCGUGCACUGUGCCCCUCAUUCAAAUCUUUGGUCUCCUCCCUCCCCUCUUAAAAGUUUCCUCUGAUCGGCUUUGUUACACUUGAAGGUCUAGCAUUAGCUGUGCCGGAGGCAGAGGUGCUCCAGGAGGAGGAGGAGGAGGAGGAGGCAUGUGAAACUGUUGCAUCCUUUUCUCUCUCUCCUUUUUCUUUAAAGGCUAAAGAACUUAAACUUCCUGAAAUUGUUGAAUAGAAGCUGAGCGGACUUUUCUUCUUCCCCCCAGGAGCUGGAAACUGACUAACAGUUCAAGGAAGGCUCCAAAGCCGAGAGAGCAGCAGCACACUUCCUUUAGGGGACUCCCUGGACUUUCCCCGCUCCCCGAUUUGUCUCUCCUGGGAGGAGCCAGCAAAAGGCACAUUGUAAAAAUAAAAACUGGACCGGAGCCAGCAAGUGUAAAAUUCUAAGUGGUGUCGGUCAGAUCGCGUCGGAUAAAGUAGAAACUCCUUCAUUCCGUGAUGUGAAAAGUCUCAGGAGAGAGCUGAAACAUUUCUAGUAGCGGUGGGUUGUUUAAUCUCUUAUUUCCUUCUCCAAAAGCCGCGAUGCCGCCCUAACUUAACAUAAAAAGGGGGGUGAACCCUUGGAUUUGAAGGAAGGAAGCCCAGUGUUUGCCAGAGAACUCACAACCUUGAUACCCUCCUUAGUUUGACCUUCAAGAGGGGAAGACUUCUGGCCCCCUUGACACCUUUCAGUCCAGCUGAAUCUAUGACUGGGGGUUCCACCCUAGCCCCACCCUUUGCUGUCCCAUUCCAGAAAAUGGGUUCAUUUCGAAGGCCCAGGCCUCGCUUCAUGAGCUCCCCGGUGCUCAGUGACUUGCCACGUUUUCAAGCAGCACGACAGGCUUUGCAGCUUAGCUCCAACUCUGCGUGGAACAGUGUUCAAACAGCAGUGAUAAAUGUGUUCAAAGGGGGAGGCUUGCAAAACAAUGAACUUUACACCCUCAACGAAAACAUCAGACGUUUGCUGAAAAGUGAACUUGGAUCCUUCAUCACAGAUUAUUUCCAGAACCAGCUGCUUGCGAAGGGCCUGCUGUUUAUAGAGGAGAAGGUUAAGCUGUGCGAAGGUGAGGAUCGCAUUGAUAUCCUGUCUGAAAUCUGGGAUCACUUCUUCACAGAGACCCUUCCCACACUCCAGGCGAUAUUCUACCCCGUCCAGGGUCAGGAAUUGACUAUCCGCCAGAUUGCCCUGCUCGGCUUCAGAGACUUGGUCUUAUUAAAGGUGAAGUUGGAAGAGAUUCUUCCUCUAGUCCAAACAAAGCUCCCAGCUUCCAUUGUCCAGAUGCUGCUGGUUCUACAGGGUGUCCAUGAACCUACAGGCCCCAGCAAGGGCUACGUACUGCUGGAAGAGCUGGUCAAACAGGUGGUCUCUCCAUACCUGGGCUUGUGUGAGGAUCACAGCUUCCCUGGCGGCACCUGCGCACUCGAGAGACGGUAUUCCAGAUCUCGUCCCAAGGCAAACCUGCUGAGCUACUCUUCCCAUAGCGUGACGGCUCGGCAGCCCAGCGAGACGGCCCUGACGCCACUGACGGAGCAGGAGGGCGAGGCUUACUUGGAGAAAUGUGGCAGCAUCCGUCGCCACACCGUUGCCAAUGCUCACUCGGAUAUCCAGCUCCUGGCCAUGGCCUCCAUGAUGCACACCGGGAUCGUGAUAGAAGAGCCAGACAACAGUGACAAAUGCCUCCUCCUGCAGCCCAGCUUCAGCCACAGGCAAUGCUCCAGUGAGCCCAGUAUCGCAGAUGGGCCGGAAGGACUGGUAGCAACGGGCAGGCAGGAACCUACGGAACUGAACUGCACCUCAAUCAGCUAGAAGGGAUGUCCCCUCCAGGAGAGAUAACCAUGUGCACUAAACCAAAGGAUGUUCCUGCUGGGAAUGGUGGAGAACAUGAGCUUUGGGGAUGUAUUUGCUCAUGUUGUGGGAACGGUCUAUGUUCUCACGUCUCUUGGGAAAGGCACCUUAGAUUUUUCUCUCUGACUUUCUAGGAUCAUUGUCAGUGGAGGUACCAGGCUGCUCCCAGGAGAGCAUUCAGGACUGCAAGGGUUUCAGUGUUAAAUGCCACUGUCUCUGUGUUCUGUAGAGUUUUUUUUUCAACAUCCAAGUUCCACUGCUGUAGCCUCAGAUUCCUUCCCUUUUCUUUUUAGUGAAAGAAAUUAAUCUGAACGUUUUUCAAUCUCAUGCCGAACUCCUUGGUCUCAUUAAAUGGAGCCCUCCUCCAACUCCCAGCAGCAGCUGGAGAGACUGUGCUAAAAGCUCACUUGGUCCUUGGCCUCUGUUGCUAGGGUGGUGAUGCCUGAGGUUGGGUUUUUAUUUUACAUGUAUUGUACUCAGGGAUUAAACUUUGUGAGUCUUGUGGAGAACUCGGCCCCAGAUGCUUUGUGGUUUCUGAGGGUGGAGGAGGGAUUUCCUUUCUUCUUUGCUCCCACUGCAUACAGGGGAGAGACUUCACCUGACUUAGCGAGAAGCCCAAAUCAAAGUGAGCUAAAAAGCUCUGAAUGGUUUUUCCUCUGAGAGUAUUGCCUGUCCAUGUUCAGCCCCAGUGUGCACCCCAAUUUGAGGUCAGUGGAGUCUUAUGGGGAAUAAAUCGGGGCAGGAUUUGGUCCCACAUGCCCUACUUGGGCUUUGGCAUCAGGCGUGCUGUCAGAAAUGUUAGGGUUAUUAGAAUUCCACCAUAAGGAGAAACCGAAACAGGUGGCAUCCAAGAGAAAAGGGGCAAUAUGGUAAGUGAGGGUGUGCUCCUGCAUUCGAAAGGUGACUUGAAAGUGGCUUUUCGAGCCCAGGCAUGCAUGGGUCCAACCCUGGAGCUAACAUGGGGGAAAUCAGCUUUUCGAUUGGUGCCUGAACUUCUAGCUCUUACAGAAUUUAUGAAAUCAAAGAUAACCAUCUGGGUGUAGAUACAGGAACUCUAACUCUGUUUGCAGCUAGGUCUGGGUUUUUUUUUUGUUUUAUCUGGAAAGCUGCAACUUGUCCAGUUCUUAAGCAAUGUUAGUGUCUGUCUGACAGUGCCAUACAGUGAAUUCCACUCUGUCUGUUACAGAGGGACCGGUAGGUACUCCAGAAGCUGCUCCUGUAAGAGUGGAGUCAACCUGCUCCACAAAUCCCCCUAAAUAUUCUGCUGAUGUCUUGCUAAACAGAAUUGUAAGUGUAAUUACAAGCUGCUUUGAAUUUCAGACUCCAUUUAAAAAGGAGACACCUCCCCAUCAUCUCUCAGUGUUGCCUGCCCAUGUUCAGCCCAGAUGUGCACCCC